UUUCCUACUUUCAGUUUCUUAUCGUCAUACUACUUCCGCUUUUUUGUUGUGCUCGCUCUGCUGCUUGGCCAAGCCUUGUCCUAUGGUCGACGAAUAGUGGGAGGAAAACUUUGUCCUUUGACGGUGAUUUUGACCGCAACUCUGUGCUCAUUUUAGCCUACCUCGUGGUUGUGCCCCUCGUAGAGUUGAAGUUAAAGUGAAACAUGGCUGGAAACUACUAUUUUGUUAUCGUUGGCCACCAUGACAACCCAGUAUACGAAAUGGAGUUCUCACCUCCAAAUAAACCAAGUGAGAAGCGAGAUGACCACAGACACUUGAACCAGUUCAUUGCCCAUGCAGCUUUGGAUCUGGUAGAUGAACAGAUGUGGUCGACCAACAACAUGUACCUCAAGAUAGUGGAUAGAUUCAAUGAGUGGUUUGUCUCAGCUUUUGUCACUGCAGGGCGAAUGAGAUUUCUCAUGCUCCAUGACGUGAAAAAUGAAGAUGGAAUAAAGAAUUUCUUCACUGAAGUGUAUGAAACUUAUGUGAAGUUUGCCAUGAAUCCGUUCUAUGAAAUCAACACCCAGAUCAAAUCUGCAUCAUUUGACAAGAAGUCACAGUUUUUUGGAAGGAAGUACUUGACAGGAUAGCAAAUUUCUUCUUUCAUUGUAUGAUGUGUGUAUAAUGUAUGUUACAUAAAUGUCAUUUUUCAUUCCAUUCUGUAUGCUCCAAGAGUAGUGUCAAUGUAGUGAUCCUCAGAUUUAGCAGUCAUCGGGCCCGACCUUCAAUUUAAUUGAGUUGAAGUGUUCCUUGUUUGCAAUGUGAGCAACAAGUUGUGUCGCAGUGUUGGACCUGGCACAUAGCAACGUUUAGUUCCACAGAUCUAUGAGCAAUUCAUUAUAAACAUCUGUGUCUGGGCUUGUCUAUCAUUAUUCAGUAGCUGGAAAAAAAGAAAAA
Aplysia californica (California sea hare) is the source of this 936-nucleotide messenger RNA. Its product is annotated as trafficking protein particle complex subunit 2. The record is from RefSeq and is a predicted model, not a curated record. Gene Ontology annotation, cellular component: nucleus; TRAPP complex; cytoplasm. NCBI's taxonomy places the organism in Eukaryota, Metazoa, Mollusca, Gastropoda, Aplysiida, Aplysiidae. The transcript is spliced from 5 exons. Bases 204 to 629 code for a protein of 141 amino acids. Gene Ontology annotation, biological process: endoplasmic reticulum to Golgi vesicle-mediated transport.